GCUGGCGGCGCCUGCAGCCGGGCAUGCCUGCCUCAGACACAGACCCACACACACACACACACACACACACAUUGCAUGCAGGCGCACCGCGCUGCGGGAGCUGGGCCGGGCUCCUAGUCGCCUGCUCGGUUGCUGCUGGUCCUUAGCCGGGAGGGACAGGCAGCGGCUCCCUUUGCACGCCCGGGGGGCUCUCGGUGCAGGGAGCUGCAGCAGCAGCAGCAGGCGAAGCAGCCUGGGAGAUAAUUUGGUGAUCGAACAAGCCAGAAAGCUAAGACCAGUCGCAAAGAGGAAGCGGCACAAAAUGAACAGUGUCGCUUCAUACGCAAGAUCCAGAGGGCCAUCAAAGUGAAGUGAGAGGGCUUGAAAAUGUCUGCGUGCAGCGAUUUUGUGGAACAUAUCUGGAAACCUGGAUCCUGCAAAAACUGCUUCUGCCCUAGACACUUCCAUCAGCUGCAGACGCCAACCCUCGACCUGGAAAGCAGCAGCAAGCUAGCGCAGGAUCUGCGUGGAAUCCGAGCCAAAGCCGAGACUCUGGACAAUGAAGGCGUGACUUCCUUGCCUUACACGAAGCCGACAAUUGCCGUGAAGCCGACAAUGAUAAACUCAGAUAUUCCUGAGGUGUGGGCGGAUGGGAACCUGAGUACAGAUAUCCCGCAGGUCAACAGGAGAAUGGCACCCGGAAAGCAUGUUUUCAUGAAAGCGGGAGAAGAUCAAAGAGCCUACAUAGACAGUUUUGGCAGUCACGUCCUAAGGAAGCCAGUUGGUCAGAAUCCUUCAAGAGACUGUACUUCGCAUGGCCCUUCCUUGGUUGGCACCACCGGUCCUGCAAAAAAGGCAGAAAAAACCAUGACCUUUCUGAGUGCCACAGAUGUACAGGAGGGAACUAAAGUUCCUGGCAGAGAGAAGUUGUCCUUGCCAUAUUUGGGCCUCUAUCAGAAGCCAUCUGUUUUUAGUGACAGACACAUUAAUUCAGCUACGGACUCUGUUGGAUACCAUUCCAUGUGUCAAAGUGGAGAGGUGUUCGCUUUAGAGAAGGGUGGUGUAACCAGCUCCUCAGACUUAGAAAAUGAAGGCGGAGAAUACUGCUCCAUUGUAGACUGUUGCAGAGAGUCUCUUGUUCAUCAGACCCUAGGAAGUCCCGAAACCCAGCCAGCCUGGCCUGAAAGUGAAAAUCACAUUCGGAAGCAAGACGGUGCAGUCAAUACGGAAACCAAGUCCAAGGCAGCUAAUUUUGGUGAAGAGGAAAGCAAAGCUUCAGAUCCUAGUUCAGAUUUUCAAAGGGACAAGCAUCUGCACGAUUCCAUAUACAACCACUUACACUCCGAAACAGAAAUAUUAGCAUUUCCGGUGGAUACUGUAGUAAAAAACAGCAGCCCUGUUGGUUUGGGCCAAGGAAAUUAUCUUUGCUCUCUGGAUGGGGCAUCUGAUCAAACUGAAGACAAGAAUACGGAAAAUGUAAAUGCUGCUGCAGGACAGCCACUUGCUUGCCAGGUGGGCAUUGCCCCAAAUGAACCCAUCUAUGCUGAGAGCACCAAGAGGAAAAAGGUGCAGCUGGGGAACUCCAGCACACACCUGAUAAGCAACGUUUCAGCAUAUAGCCCCACUAAGGAUCAAACAGAUGGCCACUGGAGAGAAAGGGCGCAUCACUUGAACCCUGAAAGGGAGUUCCAAGAUUCUGCCACUCAAGUAGCAGCAACAAUUACCAUUAUGGCAGCCCACACAGAAAAUGACAACCGGACCAUCUUUCUUAGCAGCCCAGACUCUGCCGUUGGGGUUCAGUGGCCAUGUGUUAGUCCCACCUUUCAUCCGGAAACUGGGAAAAUGUCAUCUUCCUUUGAGCACAUCGAAGGGCCUCAAGAAAGCAGUGAGAUGAUCUUGAGGGAAAACGAUCCUGCUCUUCAGGUGCAAAUGACUAGCAAGAAUAUGGUGGGUGAGGGUCCUGCUAUUCCCCCUAAGUUGUCCAAAGGGAGCCCACCUAGAAAUGAAGGGUCUGUUGCGCAGUCUCCUGGGGCUGGAACCUGUGACAGCAGUGAUCACGAGGAUGUCAACGUUGCAAAAAAUGGGGUGGACCCCACAACUGUUGGACCAUCAUGCUCCCUUCAUGUGAACAGUAUCUCCUCAGAGGAUCCGAACAGAGGUCUGUCCUCCUCCUGUUCUGAGAGAAGACACAAAUACUACAACCUAUCCUGGAGCAGGCAGUGCAGAAUAGAGGAAGAAGAGGAGGAACAGGGACUCUCAAAAAAUGCUGAGGAGAUGGAAGCGGAGAAUGGGGUAGACGAUCACCAAGAGUGGAGGAAAUGCUCGGCACUAGAGAAUAAGACGGGUGGAAUGAGCAAAUCGGCUUCAUUUGCUUUUGAGUUCCCUAAAGACAAGAAUGGCAUCGAUAACUUUGCACCGCCGCCUCCACCUCCAAAGAAACAAUUCAGGCACUUUUUAAAAAUGAACAAGAGUAAUUCUGACUUGGAGAAGCUCAGCGGCGACUCUACAGAAAGCCACAACCCACCGUUCCAGUCAGUCCGUGUCACUUUCACAUCUGGCUCCACAGAUAGUUUGCAUUUGGACACCAAUGCAUUCAGCAAUGGAGGACAAUCAUGCAAAGCCAGCCUGCGUUCACCAACUCGUCCUGGGAAACAUGUCUUUCCUCCAGUCCAUGCCUCUGUGUGUUCUAGCCAAGACAGGCCACAUUACGUCCCCUUACAGCCACCCCCACUGCCCCAAAAGAAAACAGUCAGCAGAGCUGUUUCGUCACCUGAUGGGUUUUAUUGGGGCCCAGCCUCUCCAGCUAGAGCAGCGAUUCCCAGAAGCCCCAAGCUGAACUUCAGUCAGUCAGAAAGCAACGUCUGUAUCCGUGAAGAAUCUCUGUUUGGCUCCAACUUGGGAAUUACCCACAGAACAUUUUCAUCUUCGGAGUCGCUGGAAAAAGCCUUCAAAGGAUCCCAUCCCCAGUUUCCGCUUUCUGGUAGGAGCGGCAACAUCUGCUGCAGCCAGGAGAGAAAUGCGCCGCCUCGUUCCUCCUCCCAGCACAAUAUGUCUGCCCAGGUUCCCUCAGGUUCCAACCUCCAGCUUCACAACCUCCUCAGCAACAUCGAUAACAAGGAAGGGGUGUAUGCCAAGCUAGGAGGGCUGUAUGCCGAGUCGUUGCGCCGCCUGGUUGCGAAAUGUGAAGACUGUUUUAUGCGCGAGCAGAAGAGCGAACUACAUUUCAACGAGAACAACUGGUCUCUCUUCAAACUGACCUGCAACAAGCCCUGUUGCGAUUCAGGGGAUGCCAUCUACUACUGCGCAACCUGUGCCAAGGACCCCUCCAGCACCUAUGCUGUCAAGAUCUGUAAAUCUCAAGACACUAAAAUGGCCACGUCGUGUUGCAGCCCGUCAGUCCCAGUCCACUUCAACAUCCAGCAGGACUGUGGGCAUUUUGUAGCAUCCGUGCCCUCCAGCAUGCUGAAAAAUGCUCCUGAGGAGUGCCCUUCCCGUAAUACUUCCGAGCAGGACUGCGUCGUCGUCAUCACCCGCGAAGUGCCGCACCAGACCACGGCGGACUUCGUGCGGGAUGCCGUCAAUUUCCACAAAGCUAAGCCUGAGCUGUAUGAGCGGCGGGUUUGUUUCCUCCUCCUGCAGCUCUGCAACGGACUGGAGCAUCUCAAGGAGUACAGCGUCAUUCACAGAGACCUUUGCCUGGAGAACCUGCUGCUGGUACACUGCAAACCUUCUCCUGGCUGCAACAGAACCAAAGAGGACAAGUCUCUGCCCAGACUCAUCAUCAGCAACUUCUUGAAAGCCAAGCAGAAAUCUGGGCCCGUGGAGUCCAAGGUGAAAAAGAAUCAGGCCCGGCUGGCUCCUGAGAUUGUGUCCGCUUCCCAAUAUAAAAAGUUCGACGAAUUCCAAACCGGUAUCCUCAUAUACGAACUUCUGCACCAGCCCAACCCGUUUGAAGUGAAGCCGCAGCUCAAGGAAGAGGAGUACAGCCCGGAUGACCUUCCCCCGCUCCCUGAUCUUUCUAUUUAUUCUCGGGGGCUCCAGCAACUUGCUCACCUGCUGCUGGAAGCAGACCCGAUCAAACGCAUCCGCAUCACUGAGGCAAAGCGGAUUCUGCAGUGUCUGCUUUGGGGGCCCAGGAAAGACUUGACGGAGCAGCCGCUUAACCACCAGGAGGCCCUUCAUGACGCUCUUCACAACUGGGUGGACAUGAAACGAGCUUUGCUUAUGAUGAAGUUUGCAGAGAGGGCCGUGGACGCCGAGCGGAAUAUUGAACUGGAGGAUUGGCUCUGUUGUCAGUAUUUGGCCUCCGCAGAUCCUUUUUCUCUUGCAAAAUCGAUGAAACUUCUUCAGCUGCUCUGAUCUUUGACAGUUUUCAUGCUUUUUUUAAAAAAAGUGACAUCAAUUUCUUGUGCAAAUUCGCAGAAGUUUUUCUUGGGCCAAUCUCCUGAUGGAAAAUGAUACGCAUCGUGAGUCCCUUUAUGAAAGGACAAUGAAGUAAAAAUGAGGCCACAUUCAAUGCAGAAGCGUACACUGAAAGAUCAAUUCCCCAUGUAAAUUUCAGGAUAAAUAUUUGUUGUGAGUGUUUGUAAAUUGUAAAGAGAUACAGUGUACCAUUUCCACCUUUUGCUUUCUAGAUAAUUAAUGGAGGCAAAUAAAAAAAAUGUGUGUUUUCCUA
This is a messenger RNA of Sphaerodactylus townsendi, 4654 nucleotides long. It is a transcript of the gene PRAG1, whose product is annotated as PEAK1 related, kinase-activating pseudokinase 1. Gene Ontology annotation, molecular function: ATP binding; protein kinase activity. The coding region runs from base 367 to 4338 and encodes 1323 amino acids. The transcript is spliced from 6 exons. NCBI's taxonomy places the organism in Eukaryota, Metazoa, Chordata, Lepidosauria, Squamata, Sphaerodactylidae. The record is from RefSeq and is a predicted model, not a curated record. Gene Ontology annotation, biological process: protein phosphorylation.